AUGGCUGCUGUGAAGGGGAUGGGGCCCCAGUUUCAGAGAAAGAACUCUGUUCAGCCUGGAUGUCCUCCACCUGAGCCUCAUCUUCAGACUCAUCCCUGCCCUCCACCACUCCUUCACUCUGUAUGGUUCCACUCCGUAUGGUUCCACUGCCCCUGCCAACAUGUUUUUCUCACAUACUGGAUUCUUCUUACUCUCUUCCAUCUGGUAACCACUCUGACAUCUUUUCCUGCCUUUUCAGAGGAGCAUGUGAUCAUCCAGGCUGAGUUCUAUCUGAAGCCUGACUCAUCAGGCGAGUUUAUGUUUGACUUUGAUGGUGAUGAGAUUUUCCACGUGGAUAUGGAAAAGAAGGAGACAGUGUGGCGGCUUGAAGAAUUUGGACGUUUUGCCAGCUUUGAGGCCCAGGGUGCAUUGGCCAAUAUAGCUGUGGACAAAGCUAACCUGGACAUCUUGAUAAAGCACUCCAAUCACACCCCAAACACCAAUGAACCUCCCGAGGUGACUGUGCUCUCAAACAGCCCUGUGGAACUGGGAGAGCCCAACAUCCUCAUCUGUUUCAUCGACAAGUUCUCCGCACCAGUGAUCAAUGUCACGUGGCUUCGAAAUGGAAAGCCUGUCACCACAGGAGUGUCAGAGACCGUCUUCCUGCCCCGGGAAGACCACCUUUUCCGCAAGUUCCACUAUCUCCCUUUCCUACCCUCGGUGGAGGAUGUCUAUGACUGCAAGGUGGAGCACUGGGGUUUGGAUGAGCCUCUUCUCAAGCACUGGGAGUUUGAUGCACCAACCCCCCUCCCAGAGACAACAGAGAAUGUGGUGUGUGCCCUGGGCCUUGUCGUGGGUCUGGUGGGCAUCAUUGUGGGAACCAUCUUCAUCAUCAAGGGCAUGCGCAAGGUCAAUGCUGGUGAACGCAGAGGGCCUCUGUGAGGCAUCCACAGG
Messenger RNA from Panthera uncia (snow leopard), 933 nucleotides. RefSeq names its product HLA class II histocompatibility antigen, DR alpha chain-like. Gene Ontology annotation, biological process: peptide antigen assembly with MHC class II protein complex; immune response; antigen processing and presentation of exogenous peptide antigen via MHC class II. The record is from RefSeq and is a predicted model, not a curated record. Bases 1 to 921 code for a protein of 306 amino acids. The transcript has 4 exons. NCBI's taxonomy places the organism in Eukaryota, Metazoa, Chordata, Mammalia, Carnivora, Felidae. Gene Ontology annotation, molecular function: MHC class II protein complex binding. Gene Ontology annotation, cellular component: MHC class II protein complex; membrane.